This is a messenger RNA of Yarrowia lipolytica CLIB122, 1038 nucleotides long. The record is from RefSeq and is a predicted model, not a curated record. NCBI's taxonomy places the organism in Eukaryota, Fungi, Ascomycota, Dipodascomycetes, Dipodascales.
AUGUCAGGCUUCAGAGCUGAGAUUUUUGCCAAGGACGCACAUCUGCCUGCCCUGACCACCGUAGAUGCGAAAGUGGUUGCUGCCUUUAACCGAACUUCUUCCAAGGCCGAGGACUUUGCUACCCAUGCCAAACAGUCUGGCCACGAAGUCACCGUCGAGCCCACCUUCGAUGCUUUGCUCAAGAACCCCAAGGUCGAUGUAGUUGAUAUGCUCCUCCCCGUGCAGCACAACUACGCCAACCUCAAGCUUGCCCUGGACGCUGGCAAGCCCGUGUCGUUCGAGAAGCCCAUUGCUGCUUCUCUGGACGAGGCCAAGAAGGUCGUUGAACUCACUGACGCUUCUCCCAUCCCUGUCAUUGUUCUCGAGCAGUACGUCUACCACAAAGGUGUUGCCAAGGUCCAGGAGUUGAUCUCCAAGAUCGGAAAGCCCGUCUCUUUUAUCUUCCAGGGAACCGGAGCCUACAACCCUUCCAACAAGUACGCUGCCACCGCCUGGAGACUCAACCCAGAGCACGUUGGAGGCUACCUUUCUGACGGAGGUGUUCACCAGGUCACCGUCGUCACCGAGUGUCUCCAGAGCAAGGUUGCCCAGGUUAAUGCCUACACCACCCAGCUGAGAGAGACUUCCGGAGAUGUCGAUGUUCUGUCAGCCUCCUUCAAGUUCGAGAACGGUGUGUUUGGAACCUUCACCUACGGAUCUACUUUCGGAGCCAUCAAGAAGACCAACUCUCUGCAGAUCUUCGGUACCGAGGGCUCUAUUAUCUACGACUGGUCCCCUGGCUCUCCCGACACUGUCACUCUGCAGGUUGGUCCAGACUCCAACAACAUGGGCGAGCCCCAGGUCUUCACCGUCGAGGAGUCUAAGCACUUCUCCGUCGACUCGGAGUUCAAGAAUUUCUUCGAGGCUGUGGAGAAGAAGGACAAGUCUCUUGUUGUCAGCAACCCCCGAAAGGCCUUCCACCAGUUUGCCGUCAUUGUGGCCUGUGUCGAGUCUUCCAAGAAGGACGGCCAGCAAGUCAAGGUUGCCCAACUCGAUUAA